AUAGCCGUCUUGAACUUGUUUUCAUCGCGGGCCACUUCAUAUGGUUGUCCUCGGGAGGACGGUUAUAACGGCAAAACCACAUCACUUUUCGAUGUAAAUAUUUUUCAAAUGUUCAAUGGAGAAGUUUGUGCAUGAAUGCCCAUGCACUGAUGACGCCGAAAUAAGUCCACCGAAGAAGCUGAAACGGGGGGAAGGUAAAGGGGACGAACAGUUGGUGGAUGCUGAGGACGAGGAAUUUUCUGAUCCUGUUCCCUGGCAAAAAAUAGAGUCAGAAAGUCUUGACUGUGACUAUGCUUUGCUCUUCACCAAGGAGGAAGCUGACCACCUUUUCCAAAAGCUGGAGGAGGAGGUGAUCUACUCAACAGGGGAAGAAGCAAAGGUGCAGGUGUUUGGAAAGGUGUACGACAUACCCAGGAAACAGGCAACAUAUGGAGAUACGGGAUUAACAUACAUUUAUUCUGGAGUGACACGUUUCGCCUGCCCAUGGACACCCACCCUGGAAUAUAUUCGGGAUUCUGUCACCAAAAUAACAGGACACACGUUCAAUUUUGUCCUGAUCAACAGGUACAAAGAUGGCCAGGAUCACAUGGGCGAGCAUCGCGAUGACGAGAGGGAGCUAGACCCUCUGUCCCCCAUAGCCUCGGUCUCGCUCGGCGCCGCACGAGAUUUCAUUUUCCGCCACAGGGACGCCCGAGGGAAACGGAGCGGUCGGCGCGUGGAGCCCGUCAAGCUGGUGCUGGCCCACGGAAGCCUGCUCCUCAUGAACUCGCCCACCAACUCUUUCUGGUAUCACAGCCUUCCCGUUCGAAAGAAAGUCCUCCUGCCUCGCAUUAACCUCACAUUCAGACGCAUCUUGUCCAGCAGCAAAAAAUAAACACCAUCACAUCCUUGCCAUCGAUUUACUCAUUUCAGUUGUGGAUUAUGUACACAGAAAGAAUUGCUGGUAUCCUUCCAUUAAAGGAACACCGACGGUUGAGACGGAACAUUCUGACAGCGGGCACCACUUUUCACUUCAAAAUAGCUUGAUAGGGCGGCAUGGCGGAUGACUGGUUAGCACUUCUGCCUCACAGUUCUGAGGACCGGGGUUCAAAUCCCGGUCCCGCCUGUGUGGAGUUUGCAUGUUCUCCCCGUGCCU
This is a messenger RNA of Phycodurus eques (leafy seadragon), 1135 nucleotides long. It is a transcript of the gene alkbh2, whose product is annotated as alkB homolog 2, alpha-ketoglutarate dependent dioxygenase. Bases 116 to 874 code for a protein of 252 amino acids. The transcript is spliced from 4 exons. The record is from RefSeq and is a predicted model, not a curated record. Gene Ontology annotation, biological process: DNA repair. Lineage: Eukaryota; Metazoa; Chordata; Actinopteri; Syngnathiformes; Syngnathidae.